This is a messenger RNA of Tilletiaria anomala UBC 951, 1205 nucleotides long. RefSeq lists its product as uncharacterized. The coding region runs from base 451 to 867 and encodes 138 amino acids. The transcript has 2 exons. The record is from RefSeq and is a predicted model, not a curated record. Lineage: Eukaryota; Fungi; Basidiomycota; Exobasidiomycetes; Georgefischeriales; Tilletiariaceae.
UGAGUGAGCGUGUUUCAUGAGCAAUGCAAGUGGGAUGGCGUGCAGCGCGGAAAGCGCUCCCAUCCCCCGUGACUGCCCUCGAAAGGUGUGAGACACAUUUCCCACUUGUGGUUCGCAAUACAACCCCGCCAAACACGCUCGCUCAUCACCCGCACGACCUCCUCCCUGUUGAUUCAAUCCUGGCUCAUCAGCAUCUUUCUCGAAAUGCCACUGGGUGCGUACUUCAUCCGCCCCUCGAUACGUCACACCAUUUUUGCCACGCCCUGCCUUCCUCAUCGCUGCGUACACUUUGGCUGCAGAUCCGACUGCCUGCUGCUUGCAGUGCGCCGAGUGAAACAGCAAGAAGUCUCUCGUCAUCUCCAUCAUCACCUCGACAAUAACUGUCCUUAUUGUCUCGAAACGCCGGCGCCCAUGCAGGCACACCGUCUCCUAUCACCACCUUGAAAGACCAUGUCCAUCUUCCUGCACCCCGCACUGACGCGGCCCGUCGGCGUGCGCAUCCUCGAGCCGACGCAGCGCGUCUCGCGCGAGGAGCUCGAUCGUCGCGAUGCGCGCUACCGCGCCUACCGCGAAAAGGCGCACGCUAGAGCCUGGGCCGACGACGCGACGCUCGUCGGUAGCGUCCGCAGCUAUGGCGACAACGGCACGCUGCACCGCGGCAGGGGAAGGAGGCAUCGCAGGAGCCCGUUCAUCAUUGGUGGUGCUGUUCCAAGCUUGCAGUCUGCUCUUACGGCUGCAGCCGCUGCAUCGUCGUCAACAACAACAGCCGCGGCUGCGAUCGAUAGAGAAAAUUCAACACCGAUCACAGCAACGACAAGUAGGAGAGGGCGCAGGCUGUCCAAAGUGUUUGGCAGAUUCCUGCGGUAAUGUAGAACAACCCACCUACGAUCAUCCGAUCUUGUCUCUUCGAUGCAAUAUCAUUUCAACGACUCCGUGUUCAUUCUAAUGAUCAGCACUCGUCAACACUCUCCGCCAUCGUCAUUCACCUGUGCAAUUUUAGGCCCGAGCAUAUCUUCGCAAGCAGAAGUUACACAGAAACAGAUCAUCGAUCGACCAUGCUCCUCUGGUCAGAUCAAUUUUUCAAGUACACGGACCAUCUCCACUCAGGCUCCUGCUAUUCCCUUUCCUGCAACCACCUGAGCAGAGUCUCAGACCCGGGUGCAAUCUUACUACAAUAAGGUUUCGGAGGGGAAGGCGUUCAAUGC